GUCCUCGAUUAUUUCGGAUAAAUACCGUUCCACUGCUGCCAGUUUUCUGUCGAGACUCGCUAUCAGAACAUCCGGCGAUCGGUUUAUCGGCAAGAGUAUCCACGGAAAUAGCUCUUCUUUAAGUUGAGUUCUUCCCUCGAGGUAUACGUGACGAGCUAGCCGUGUAAUCAGCUAGUCAUCUUUUAACCUUCGUGCCAAAGUUAAAACGCUGUUUUUGCGACAUAUCGUUACUGCAUGCGUCAUUAAUUAACUGUCUUAUCUAUGUAUGCGUUAUGCAAGUUGCAUUUAGUGCGACGUGUGAAGAUUGCGAUCGAGCGCGACAACGCCGUCCUUCUCACGAUACCCCCGCUGGAUUCUCGCUAACGAACCGCCAAACUCAUCCGCAGCACUCGUGCGCGAAGAAGCCCCUCUCCUCUCUCUCUUUCUCUCCUAUGGUGUCGAACGUGUCGAAUUUCGUUCACGCGUCGCGGCGAUUUCUGCGACUCAUUUCAUACUUCCUUUGACCGCCGCUCGUCGAGAUCGUCGUCAGUGAAGGGGCCGGCGAUUUUCGAGUCAUCGACGUCGCGUUCGUCGCGCGCGUGCGGCGAACGAACGUUCGAUCGCACACCGAUGCCGGCACGGCGGGCGUGGCCGCCAUGUUGGCGCGUCGCACCUCGAGAUCUCUGCGCGUGGGAAGGAUCGCGGGUUGCAUCGAGGAACAGAGAGAGAUACAACAAUGAAAGCAGAAGCUGAAGAUCUCCUCGGUAUCUUCCGUCAAUAGCGUAUUUAUAAGAUACACGCUUUGCGCGAAUUUCUCAUGCGCUCGUGUGUGUGUGUGUGUCCGUCCGUGCGUCGCCGCAACCACGCACUUCACGCACGCGACGACGGAGCCCGCGCGUUUCUCACAGCGCGGCGUCCGCAAUGCGCAACCACGGGCGCGUUCCGCUUGACGUUCGCGAAUAUCAUUCCAUCCUCGUUCCUCUCGGACGUUAAACGAAGACAGAACUCGCUAAGUGGAACCUGCUUCAUACGCGCGAUCGCGAGCGUCGCGAUCAUCAAUCGUGUGUCGCGUUGUAAUUUAUAUACGUCGAAAGUGCGUAACGACGCGCGUAACCGUACCGGUGACGAGAGGCUGCUGUUCGCUCUAAUUUUCAUACAUGAUUUCGCUUCAUUCUUUCGCGACUCUCGUCGCUCUCCUUGGGGAGAGAGCAAGUGUUUCCGCGCGCUCUCUUCACUUAUCACGAUAACUCGAAUAUCUCUCUCUCUCUCUCUCUCUCUGCUCGCACGAGCGGCUCCUCGUUGAGACGAGAUCAUCGACAGAUUACUAGCGUGAUACACACACACACACACACACAUCGUUCGUAUGCUUACAUUACACCUUGCAAUCUUUUCCUCAGCCCGCGAAAAACAAACGCGGGACUAUACGUAAUUUUUCGUAACUUGAUCGACGAGCGAUCGGACGAAAUUACGCCGCGAGUCAGCGUGUUUUCAAGUAUGCCGCGUGCAAUGGCGGAUCCACCGGUUUCACCAAUACGUACCCGGCCGUAAUCGGCCGGCCAAUCGCCGCGUUUUCUCACAACGACGCCUGCGGACGCGAGACGAUUUAUACGCCGAAAUUCAGCGGCCGUCCACGUCGCAGUGAUCGAUGACGAUUCCAUCUCUCUCUCUCGGGAUACUCUCAAAUUUUCCGACGGCUUGAAAUUUCCGAAAAGGCGAGAAGAGCGCGGCAACGAGGGCACUGCGGGGCGCUGCGUACGCACCUGGCCGGAGGCGACUGUUACGACGCGGCCAUUGAGAGGGACUAUUUCGUCGUCGGCGUGCGUGUCUCGCGGCAGAGCAGCAGCAGCCAGCUCUCUCUCGGUUUAGCUCGGUGAGAGAGGAGAGUCCCCCCCGGUGGUGGUUUAACGCGCGGCGCGAUGUGCCGCGGGGCUGACGUUCACCGUGCAGGCCAGUAAGUGAACGCGCGUAAUCGAUCGGGAUGGAGCUGAACGCGUUCAAGAGCGAGUCCGGAAUCGUGCCAGAGCUGUACUUCCUGAUCGCUAAGUUCCUGGCGGCGAGCCCGUGUCCGGAGGCAGCGGCGGCGCUGAAGCGGGAAUUGGAGCAUGCCAAGGUGUUGCCGUCUCGACUCGACUGGGAGGGCAAUGCGCACAGCCAGACUUUCGAGGAGUUGGAGAGAAAGUAUCCUCACAUCGGACCACAUCAUCUAUUGCAAAUAUGCGCCAGAAUUGGUCCAGUAUUGGAAAAAGAAGUGCCGCCAUGUGUCCCUGGAGCCAUAUCACUUUUGGGAGCUGGCAGACAAUCUUUAUUGCGUACUCACGAAGAUCUUACGCGGCAUACGCGCAGUAUCGUCGAUUAUUCUGGAAGAUUUGGUGGAAAACCCUUCCUAGAACGCCCUGGUAGCUUAUCAGUGCCUAAUAUAGUACGUGUACUUCAGGGACGUGAGAAUUCUGGUCCGUUAAGUCGAAGGGAGGCGAUACCGACCAAGUUCUACAGCAAGAUGCAACUGUACCGGCACACAUUAGGCCAUUUAUCCGCUGUGUAUUGUGUGCUGUUUGACCGCACUGGCAAAUACAUCAUAACCGGAGCGGACGACUUGCUCGUCAAAGUCUGGAGUUCCAUCGAUGGUCGUUUGCUCGCCACUUUUCGAGGCGCGUCUGCGGAAAUCAUGGAUAUUGCGGUAAAUUUCGAUAACACUCUGCUGGCAGCAGGAAGCUUAGAUCGAAUAUUACGUGUUUGGUGUUUCCAGACGAUGUCGCCCGUGGCAGUCUUAUCUGGACAUUCGGGAAUGAUUACGUCCGUCAAUUUUUGCCCAAUAAUAUGUAUUGACGUGUACUAUUUGGUCUCCACUAGUACCGACGGGUCCGUAGCCUUUUGGUCCUACACACAGAAACCAAAUGAAAGAGCAGUUUUUCAAUCAAAGCCCAUUCAGUAUCACGAGAAAAUGCGACCCGGUCAAGCGCAAAUGAUCUGUGCUUCCUUCAGUCCUGGUGGUUCGUUCAUGGCAGCCGGGUCUGCGGAUCAUAACGUGAGGGUGUACGCGAUGAUGGGCGACGAGGGACCACGCAGGGUCCUCGAGAUUGAGGCGCAUUCCGAUACUGUCGACAGUAUUCAAUGGGCGCACACUGGUUUAAAGUUUAUCUCCGGUUCUAAAGAUGGUACCGCUAGCGUGUGGCGUUUCGAGCAACAACAAUGGUCGCACAAACAGUUACUUAUGACAACUAAAUUACCUGGAGAACCGGAGAUCGAUGAUGAUACGAAUAAGAAAGCGAAAGUGACGAUGGUUAGUUGGGACGUGAGCGACGAAUUCGUCAUAACGGCGGUAAAUGAUAGCUCGUUGAAGGUGUGGAACGCGAAAUCGGGCGAAUUGAUAAAGGUGCUGCGUGGACACAAGGACGAGGUUUUCGUGCUGGAGUCUCACCCGAUAGACGGUCGUGUGAUACUCAGCGCCGGCCACGACGGGCAGCUCAUCAUUUGGGACGUAUUGAAUGCGGAACCGAUGGCGUGUUUUCAAAAUUUCAUCGAGGGCCAGGGAAAUGGCGCCGUCUUCGAUGCGAAAUGGUCGCCCGAUGGUACGAUGCUCGCAGCCACGGAUUCUCAUGGGCAUCUUUUGAUGUAUGGAUUUGGAUCCGGCGUUGAGAGACUUAAAAUUAUACCGAAGGAGUUAUUCUUCCAUACUGAUUAUCGGCCCUUGAUAAGAGACGGGAACAAUUAUGUUCUUGAUGAGCAAACGCAGACAGCGCCACAUCUAAUGCCACCGCCGUUUUUGGUCGAUGUCGAUGGAAAUCCUUAUCCACCAGCGUUACAAAGGCUAGUACCGGGAAGAGAGAAUUGCAGAGGCGAGCAAUUAGUACCAAAUAUUGCGGUUGGUGCUGGCGGAGUUCAAGAAGUUAUAGAAGGUCUUCCAGAACAAGAGCCGAGAUCGAACAUUGAUCGACUGAUCGAGGCUCUUGCUCAAAGGCAAAAUAUCGAUGCGGAUGGAGAAGCCGUUGCCGAGGACAGGGACAAUAACGUUGCGGAACAACCGGUUCGCCAGAUAGCCAGUCCUCGUGCCAGCAGACCCGGCCUGAGGAGGGUGGGUGAUGUCGAGGGCGUCAGGCAAAGUAGUGGCAAUUGGCAAAGGGAUAGCACUACACCGUGGAACAAGCCUAUUCUCGCUCGUCCUAUGAACGCAGCUGUUAGAAGGGCUCAGAUCAAACAAAUUCAAGCGAUGUCUAUCAUGGAAUUGGAUAAUUGGCGGCGGGAAAUGCGACGGAGGCCUCAGCCUGUAUCGAGUACCGCUGCUAAUCAAGGCAAUAUAGGAAGUAGGCUGGUAAAUCGCAAGCGCAACAGAACCGCUAGACACGGCUAUAGGACUAGAGCGACUCGCGGUGAGGAGCAAGAGGAUGAGGAAUUCGAGAAUCCUGACAAUGUUGGCACGUCAGGUAGCUCGGCCAGCAGUAACAGCAAUGACUCGACCGCUCAUGAGGAAGAUUUGUGUUCCGAUAGCACAACCACAGAUUCCAGCACUGAAUAUUCAGAUUGGAUUGCGGAUCACGGGCUGAAUCUAGAACCGCCUAAACGUAGCAAACGCAAACCUGUUGUAAAGAAAAGAUCCCUCACACCCCCGAGUGAUACAGACAGAAGACGCAGUAGGCGUCCUAAAAAAAAGGAAAUACCGGUAGUUAAUGGUCGUGAAGUUCCUGAAGCCUACCGACCCUCGGAAUGGCUCACCGAGGUUAUACCAAGGAAAGCCCCUUAUUAUCCACAGAUGGGCGACGAAAUCGUAUAUUUCAGGCAAGGCCACAAGUUGUACCUGGACGCGAUUAGAAAUAAGAAAGUUUACGAACUUAGCAUCCGGUGCGAACCGUGGGCCAAAAUGAGUAUAAGGGCACAAGAAUAUGUCAAGGUUGUGGGCAUUAAGUACGAAAUACGUCCGCCUCGCUUGUGCUGUUUGAAAUUAGCAUUGAUGGACGAGGACGGCCGGAUAACCGGCGAGAACUUUACUAUCAAGUAUCACGAUAUGGCCGAUGUAUUAGAUUUCUUAGUGUUACGUCAGACCUUCGAGACCGCGUUGGCGCGGAGCUGGUCCGAGGGUGAUAAAUUCCGUUGUAUGAUCGACGACGGUUGGUGGAUGGGACAGAUCAUAUCGAUGGAACCGUUGGACGAGGAUUUCCCGGAUUCGUAUUUCAUGUGCUUUCAAGUUAGGUGGGACAACGGCGAGCACGAACAAAUGAGCCCCUGGGAUUUGGAACCCGUUGACGAAGACAGACUUCCCGCGGAAAUUGGCGGCGCGGUUCCCGUUUUGCCGGAGGAGAUACGAGCGAUAUUGUACCAGCCGCACGCCGAAGAAUGGCCAAUGGGUGACAGAGAAGCAACCUGUCGUCGAAUUAUACGAGGUCUCGAUCAAGCGAUGGGUCUUGCGAUUGCGGAGCCGUUUGUCGUACCGGUGGAUCUAAACAUUUACCCGACUUACGCGUACAUCGUUGAGUAUCCGAUCGAUUUGUCGACCAUCAAGGCUCGCUUCGAGAAUCACUUCUACAGAAGAAUCACGUCGGCGCAAUUUGACGUGAGAUAUCUGGCGACAAACGCUGAGAAAUUCAACGAAACCCACAGCACGAUAGUGAAGCACGCGAGAAUAGUCACGGAUCUGUGUCUGCGCAUAAUAAAAAAUAAUCUCUUCAACGCAAACAGGGAAAUCACCGAACUAGAUGUUCCUGCGGUGUAUCAUCAGUUGCUCGAUACAUACCAUUCUUCUGAAUCGGAAGUGGAUGUAGAUGAUUCCAAGAAUAGGCCUUCGACGAGUAAACAGAGAUCGUCCACGUCCAGUAGAAAUUUACGCUCGCAAGACAUCUCGAAAGACUGGAGGUGCGCGUGCCGUCAAUUAUUGGACAGCCUGUGGCUGUGCGAAGAUUCGAUUCCGUUCCGGGAACCAGUCGACAGACUGGAACAUCCGGAUUAUCAUCAAAUCAUCGAUACGCCGAUGGAUCUCCGUACCGUUAAGGAGGAUUUAAUAGGCGGUAAUUAUGAGACGCCAGUAGAGUUUGCCAAAGACAUGAGACUAAUAUUCACGAAUAGUAGAAAUUACAACACCAACAAGCGUUCAAGGAUCUAUUCGAUGACAAUAAGACUGUCGGCCAUGUUCGAGGAGCACAUGCGAAGGAUACUUUCAAAUUGGAAGUCGGCUAGGAGACGUACCAAUAAUGCGAAAGCGAAUACGCGAGGAAAGGGCAAGCAAAAGAAGAAGCACAAUUUAACCAACGGCACAGGACCACCCAAGUCGAAGUCCGCUCGUAGCGACAACGAUGACGACGACGACGAUGACGACGAUGACAUAAAUAGCGAGGAUGACGAGUCGGGUCCGUCCCGGCUGGCGAACGGUGACUCGAAGCGGUCGGCUUCCGGCUCGUCCAGGCCGAUGCUGAAGCUGCGUAUCUCCCGGUCGAGCUUGUCGAGGAAGAAGAAGAACAGUGACAGGAGGAACAAUGACAGUGACGCUAGUGAGUCCGAGGCGUCUGACACCGAUAGCAGUGACAGUGCACCUGUCCGAAGAACUAGAACGAGAACAGCGGUACCUAGUGUGUGUAACCUAGCUAGUGAUUCCGAUUCCGGGGACUACGAUUACACGCCAAGCGGUGUCCGCGGCAAGCGCAAGAAUCGCGGUAAGAACAAUAAGAACAGCAGCAGGUCUGCCAAGUCCUCCGCUAAGGCGAAGGCGAGCGUUAUCGAGGACGAGGACGACGACGUGGACGAGACAAACGAGGACAACGAGGAGGAAGAGGAAGAAGACGACGAGGAGGAGCGUUUCGUCGCGCCCGAGUCCACGGAGGAGAGCGAGGACGAGAAGUUCGUCAGGAGGGACACGAGGUCGCGGAAGUUGGCGACCGGGAACGAGGAGAGUCAGAAGUACGUCACGAACAAUGGCAGAAACAACGACAACAACAGCGAAAGCGAGGACGAGGAGGAGGAAGAGGAGGAAGAAGAAGAAGAAGAAGAGGAGGAGGACGAAGAGGAGGAGGGGGGGCAAUCGCGGCGCGCCAACAAUCAGGAUUCGGACAGCGACGACUCGACGUACAAAGCGUCGUUUAAGCCGACGCCGCGUGGUUCUCGUCGGCGAAGACGACAACGUCACUCCGCGAACUCGUCGUCACGGACGACGAGCGGUGUGCAUCCGCAUACCAGGCGGCGGUGCACGAAACGUCCCCAUUACAACGAGGAGAGCGACGACGAGAGCACCGCGGCGGCGCCCGUGAGAAACCGGCGCAAGAUCAAGCGUCGCUCGUACGCCGAGGACAGCGACGAGGAGAGCCUGCCGACGCCCGAGCCGCAGCCUGGCAUCAGCAUAAGCAGCAGGGGUCGUGUGCGCAAAAUGACGCCGCGCGCUCGCGCUUACCUCCUCGAAUCACCCUAACGGCAUCCCUCCUCGUACUAGUAAAAAGUCCUUUGUACAUAUAUGUAUAUGUGACUCCUUUUGCGGGAGUGGUGGACGCGCCGCACCGGAGAAGAGGGCUCCGGUCUGACGCGUUCUGCUGUUUCCGGGGUUCCCGUCACAGCCGGCCGCUCCCGGUUACGAAGUACUUCCAUUUUUACUAAGCAGUUUGUUCUUCGAAGGAAGUUUUUUUUAUAUGUAUAUAUGUAUGUAUAUAUACAUAUAUAUA
Dinoponera quadriceps is the source of this 7613-nucleotide messenger RNA. It is a transcript of the gene BRWD3, whose product is annotated as PH-interacting protein. The coding region runs from base 1958 to 7366 and encodes 1802 amino acids. The record is from RefSeq and is a predicted model, not a curated record. Gene Ontology annotation, biological process: regulation of cell shape; cytoskeleton organization; regulation of transcription by RNA polymerase II. The transcript has 22 exons. NCBI's taxonomy places the organism in Eukaryota, Metazoa, Arthropoda, Insecta, Hymenoptera, Formicidae. Gene Ontology annotation, cellular component: nucleus. Gene Ontology annotation, molecular function: protein binding.